AUGGAUCGGACCCAGGAUUUAGUUCAUCGCUCAAUCACAUCGCCUCGAAGAGAGGUUAUACGGUCACGCGAAACAUCCGCAUACUCGUCUCCCAUCUCUACUUCGUCUCAAGGAGGGGUUUCCCCGAUUGGUCUGGGGAUCUCCCGUUGCGAAAUCGAAAAUGCAUUCGGUCAAAUGAGGGUCUUUCCUCCCACGUCUACACUGCCAUCGCAACUGGUUCCUGGAGCUCCAACUCCCACCUUCGCAUUGACUUAUGACGACUACUCCCGUGGAACAUGCUAUCCACCAGUUUACAACGGACUCGCCAAUAGUGUUUCGGAGACUUCGUUGGGGUUCUACAGCCCCACAACGAUGAGCGCGUCCCCCAGUUACAACUCUACCGUGGAGGUUGUCUCUGGCCAGAAUGUCUUCCCAAGCCAAAUUAGCGAUAUUUGGAUGCAUACGCCUUGCUCAGGACCGACAACGCCAUCAGAUGUUACGCCCGUCACUGUAGCGAAUGGUGCCGUAGGACACUGGGGCCAGAGUGUGUUUUCGGAUGCGUGCAUUCCCUCCACAAUGCCCCUAUUGCCCGUCAAUAACGUUGCCUACCUUGGGGUAAUGGGAGAGGAGAUUGGGUACGAUAGCUCUACCGGACACAGCAUCCACACUGGGCAAGUCAUGUCUCAACCUCAAACUUCUGCUGAAGGGACUGAUGGUGCCACAAACCCGAGCAAUAGAGAGCGCGGCUCUUCAAAUGACAGGCUAGUAUCUGCUAGUGGUCUGGAAUGCCCCAUUUGUGGUGCCAAAUUCACCCGACGCUCCAACUGUAAGGAGCACCAAAAGAUGCACAACCCUGAAUGGAAGAACAACCAUCCGUGUAAUGACUGCCACAAAACCUUUGGACGAAGCUCGGAUCUCAAAAGACACAUGAGCACUGUGAGUGAAAAACCUAGAAAGAACCAAGAACAGACACUAAUGAGGCCCUCUAGGUUCAUCUCGGGCUUCGAAAGUACAGUUGUGAUCGUUGCGACCGGCGGUUCAGUCGUCAGGAUAGUCUGGCUAGACAAGCAACGCAAUGCUGGAAAGUCUACCGGUCACGCUGAGCCUCACCAACGACCGUCAAACCACCGCCGCUCGGCUAGCUAA
Molecule: messenger RNA, 1125 nt
Organism: Penicillium vulpinum
Lineage: Eukaryota; Fungi; Ascomycota; Eurotiomycetes; Eurotiales; Aspergillaceae
Exons: 2
Coding region: 1-1125 (374 amino acids)
Biological process (GO): regulation of transcription by RNA polymerase II
Molecular function (GO): DNA-binding transcription factor activity; RNA polymerase II cis-regulatory region sequence-specific DNA binding
Source: RefSeq, a predicted model, not a curated record